Molecule: messenger RNA, 354 nt
Organism: Auanema sp. JU1783
Lineage: Eukaryota; Metazoa; Nematoda; Chromadorea; Rhabditida; Rhabditidae
Source: the annotation of a GenBank genome assembly
UUGUUGAAUGGUCGACUAACCUGUGGCCAUCAUUCAGCUUUUCGUGUUCUUGUUCGUUUAUGGAACGAGAAAGAAGAAAAAGUUAACAAUUUAAUUGGACAAACCCAUACUGACAACAAUGGAACAUUUGAAUUGCACCAAGAGUUUGAUAGAGACGUACACAACGCCAUAUUAACAAUUCAUCAUGAUUGUGAUGAUGGUGUGAAGGCUGGACGACGAAAGUUUAUUUUCCAAAUUCCUGAUAAAUAUUUCAUUAAUACUAUGGAGGAUGUCUUUCACUUGGGUACAUUCAAUUUGGAAACUCGUAUUAAGCAUGCUGAGAGCCGAGUAGCAGAUGAAGAAACAUCCAAUUGA